Messenger RNA from Nerophis lumbriciformis (worm pipefish), 1467 nucleotides. The record is from RefSeq and is a predicted model, not a curated record. Lineage: Eukaryota; Metazoa; Chordata; Actinopteri; Syngnathiformes; Syngnathidae.
AUGGCUCAAACGGCGGGUUUGGAAGACGUGCUGGCGGCGGUCGCUGACAAGUCGAGUUCGAAAACUGCUGGACUCCGAAGUCGACCGGGCUCCAGCGAGAGGGACGCUCAGGUGCGGGCAGUGAAAGCCGCGCUGCAGUCCCGCCUGGGGCCCUACGAGCCGCUGCUCACCUACCUUCAGUCGGUGCUGGUGUGGGAAAGACCAGUCCAAUGUCUGCUACUCUACGUGCUGGUCAACGUUGUGUUCUGGUUCUUUGCCCUGACGUCCCUGCGUCCGUUGUUCCUGCUGGCGUCCGGCAUGGUGGUCGUGGUCUGCGUGGAAACAUGGAGGAAUAAGAUUUGGCCAAAGCUCAGAGUCAGGAACCGGGAUGAAUCCGAAAGUGAGAGCUGGGGCCUGGUGCAGCCCGGCAUCCUCAGCGUACCCGAGCUGUGUCACCACAUCGCAGAGGCUUGGGUCAGCGCGGUUGUUCUUGCGUCCAAUGUGAUGCAUUUCAAACGAUUCAACCCCGGCAAGUUCUGCAUCCUGACCUCCUGCCUCUUCUUCUCUUUGGCUGUGAUUGGACGCUACGUUCCUGGGUUGGUGCUCUCCUACUCAGCUGUGUUGGCAACCCUCCUUGCCCCACUCGCGGCCUACAACCGAGUUUUUCAGCGCGUGUUUGUGAAGCUGGAGCCGGGCCUGCAGCGCCUUGACUUCAGCGUCUGUGGAUACAUGAUGUCCAAGCCGCUGGACAACCAAUUUUUGCGCAUCCCUCUGCGCGGCGUCGUCUCCGACGAAGACAGUGAAGAGGAGCUGGCUGCUUUCUGUCCUACGUUUGACGAUGGUGUCGUGGCGAAGGAACUAACUCUGACUGACUCGGAGCACUCUGACGCUGAGAUUUCAUACACUGAGAACGGGACAUUUAACCUGUCCCGGGGCCAGACACCAUUAACAGAGGGCUCUGAGGAUCUGGACAGACACAGCGACGCCGAGGAAUCUUUCGCUCAGGAUCUUCCCGACUUCCCUUCUAUCAACCCUGAGGCCACCCUGCUGGAGGACGACGACGACACCAGCAUCGGGCUGCCCAGCCUGCAGAGUCACCGUGCUUCCGUACUAGAUGUAGAUUCUCACCUGGACUCAGACCAGGAGGACCUAGAUGCCGAAAUGUCCCUCAGCGGCCUGCCGCCCGCCUCAGACUUCGCGGGCGAACUGGCGGGCGACAUCGCCAGCAACAUGAUCCGAGCGGCACUGGUCAGCGCCAUGGGGACCCGGCGUCCCUCAGCCCAGCGCGGACGAGUGCCCCCCAGGCCGAACGCCCGCCGCGGCUACCGCAAGCAGUCCAGCUCUGAGCUGGACACGGACUUUGACGUGGAAGACUUUGAGAUGCUGGAUCAGUCCGAACUGAGCCAGAUGGACCCCAUCGGACAAGGGCAACGUCGAGAGAGUCAGGGCUCCAACUUCCUCUCAAACUUUCUCGGUAAACCCCAGUGA